Molecule: messenger RNA, 372 nt
Organism: Neurospora tetraspora
Lineage: Eukaryota; Fungi; Ascomycota; Sordariomycetes; Sordariales; Sordariaceae
Exons: 2
Coding region: 1-372 (123 amino acids)
Source: RefSeq, a predicted model, not a curated record
AUGCCCCUGAACUUCUUAAGGCUCCGCCUCAGAGCAACUUGGUUCUCUCUUGGUAUUCUUGGCAAUAAUUCUUGGACAUUUCUUGGCUGUCUUGGUUGUCUUGGCUGUCUUCAAGUUCUUGAACUCCUGGGAAGUCUUGGUCAUUCUUGGAAGGCCUUGGGACGUUUUUUCUUGAUCGUUUUGAUUGUCUUGGACUCUUGGUUGACUUCUUGGACACUCUAUUCGACUCUUGGUUGUCUUGGAGUCUUGGCAAAGCGGCUCGAAUCCUCGAAUCAAUCGCCUACGCAGCGAGACUCAACGUCAGCGGGAGGUGCAGUGAUAAAAGCAGUGACACAAUCACACAAGCAAAGCCAAGAAGUUCUUCUCGAUUGA